GCGCUCGUGGCGGCACCGGAUCGACCAGGCUAGCUUUGCUUUAGGUGUAUCCGUUGCUGAAAAAGAUGUCCAUACCUCCCCGUAACCUAGGUGCAACCCGAUCACUGGUAGCUGUUUUAACAAUGUAACUACAAUAUUAGCGACUAAAUUCCAGAAAUGCCCCUUAUGCCACAGGCGCGAGUUGUCAAGCAACCUUUUUUGCUCGAGUGGGUUGCCAUUUUGUUUGCCCUGCCGUGGGCAACCCUGUAAAUAUCUUCGCGUCAGCAGAGGAGGUGUGCGCGCCACGAGGGUAUUUACGGCCACGGCUCGUUCGGUGAUGGAAUGGAGGACGCAAAGCAGGGGUAGAGCAGAGCAGGCAGCACCUACUACUACUAGGCCGUCCGUCCCCACAUGCAGGAGCUCCAGCCCAUCCCCGGCCUGGCGGGGCGGCUGUUCGGCAGCGGCGGCGGCGCCGCGGCCGCCAUCGGCCUCCUCCGCCGCCACGGCGGCUCCUCGGCGGCCGAGGUGCGGUGCCCGCGGUGCGACUCGCCCGACACCAAAUUCUGCUACUACAACAACUACAACCUCGCGCAGCCGCGCCACUUCUGCAGGGCCUGCCGCCGCUACUGGACCAAGGGCGGCCACCUCCGCAACGUCCCCGUCGGCGGCGGCUGCCGCAAGCCCAGGCCCAGGCGCCCCGCUGCCGCCGCCGCCGACGGCCGCGGCAAGGACGGCGUGCACCGGGACGGAAAGGCCCCGCGCUCAGGCUUCGCCGGCGCCGCCUCCAGCUCCAGUCCCACCGCAGCCGGCGACGCCGACGCGCCCGUGUCGGGCGCGUUCUCUGUCGUGACCGAACCGAGCGCCCCCAGGAGUGGCGGCGUCGCGGAGGCUAGCGCCGAGACCGGCAGCUUCGCGGCCGGCGACACGCGGGCGCUGCUCGUGCCCCCGCCGGCGCCGAUGUUCGCCGACCAGGCGUCCGUGUUCGCGUCGCUCUUCGCGCCGCCGCGGCCUCUCUCGGCCUUCGGUUCCUCGGCGCAGCCGCAGCCCGAGCAGGCAGAGGAGCGCGUCGCCGCCAGUCUACUUGCUGCAGAGCAGCCGCCGCCAUCGUGCACUGCGGCCUUCACGGACACGGCGCCGUUCGCCGCAGGAUCGGACGGUGAGCUUUCGGCGGGACCAUCCGACUGGCCGACGGCAGGGAUAUUCGAGCUAGCGGGCGGCAACGCCGGCGACGCGUCGUUGCCGGAGCACUGGAACCAUGGAAGCUGGACGGAUCCGGACCCGGCCGUCUACUUGCCGUAGCGUGUCACUGAUCACACAACUGGUUCAUUUUGUACUUAAACUCGUGGUCCAACAAAUGUUAAGGGCUUCUUUUGAUGACACCGUUCGUUUCCAAUUUAUGUAGAUUGGAGUGAAAAUGAACUAAUAUUUUCUCUGUUAAUACUCUCAAUAUAUGUGGAUUGGAGACUA
Molecule: messenger RNA, 1446 nt
Organism: Setaria italica (foxtail millet)
Lineage: Eukaryota; Viridiplantae; Streptophyta; Magnoliopsida; Poales; Poaceae
Product: dof zinc finger protein 4
Exons: 1
Coding region: 391-1278 (295 amino acids)
Biological process (GO): regulation of DNA-templated transcription
Molecular function (GO): DNA-binding transcription factor activity; DNA binding
Source: RefSeq, a predicted model, not a curated record